Messenger RNA from Saccharomyces paradoxus, 1137 nucleotides. RefSeq names its product palmitoyltransferase PFA4 (gene PFA4). The transcript has a single exon. Gene Ontology annotation, molecular function: protein-cysteine S-palmitoyltransferase activity. Bases 1 to 1137 code for a protein of 378 amino acids. Gene Ontology annotation, biological process: peptidyl-L-cysteine S-palmitoylation; protein targeting to membrane. The record is from RefSeq and is a predicted model, not a curated record. Gene Ontology annotation, cellular component: endoplasmic reticulum; Golgi apparatus; endoplasmic reticulum membrane. NCBI's taxonomy places the organism in Eukaryota, Fungi, Ascomycota, Saccharomycetes, Saccharomycetales, Saccharomycetaceae.
AUGGCUGUAAAGUUGAAGUGGCCUUGGUUAGGGGUUGCUAUUCCGACGUUUCUGAUAUCAUUUAUAGGCUAUGGCGCGCACUACUUUAUUUUAUCCAAUUUCUUGUCGGUAACGAAACAAAUAAUAUUUGAAAUAUCUUUGUCAAUGAUAUGGCUUUCUUAUUAUUUGGCCAUCUACACAAAUCCAGGAAGGCCUUCCCCCAACUAUAAACCAACCCCUGAUAUAUGGCCGAAUUUCUGUAAGAAGUGCCAAAAUUAUAAGCCAGAACGUUCCCAUCAUUGUAAAACCUGCAACCAAUGCGUCUUAAUGAUGGAUCAUCAUUGCCCAUGGACAAUGAAUUGUGUCGGCUUUGGAAACUAUCCGCAUUUCCUAAGAUUCUUAUUUUGGAUCAUUGUAACGACCAGUGUUUUAUUUUGCAUACAAGGUAAACGAAUAUACUUUAUUUGGCAACAGAGGCACUUGCCUGGCUACUUCUUCAAAAAAUCAGAGCUAAUUUUCUUAACGAUAUUGACUCCCUUAAAUUCUUUUGUCCUAUUAACGAUAGCAGUUCUUUUCUUACGAUGCUUAUUGAAUCAAAUAGUAAACGGAAGAUCUCAAAUUGAGUCGUGGGACAUUGAUCGGCUAGAAUCUCUAUUCGACUCCAGAAGAUUAAUCCCAAAAUUAAUUGAUAAUGCUUGGAGAAUCUACCCAGAGUCGAGGUGUCUUCAACACGAAAGAGAUGCCGAAGAACUUCUGGCGCAACAAAGACCCCGCUUUGACGAACUUGUGAAUUUCCCCUACGAUUUUGAUGUGUACGCUAAUGCAAUAUUGUACCUCGGCCCCAUGUAUUUAUGGUUAUGGCCGUAUGGUGUUCCUACAGGGGAUGGAAACAGUUUUCCAAAGAACGAUAUCUCCAAAUAUGAGGUUAACUCUCCAUUAGAAGAUAUUAUUCUCUCACUUCCCUGGCCGCCAGAUGGAGGCAAAACAAACACCCUCUCUAACCAUGGCAGUUCAACAAUAGAGACGUGUAAUGAAAGUGGCGAACAGGUAAUAAGAAGCAGACUUGUUCAAAAUGGCAGGCCUUCUUCUCGUGAAAAGUGGUACAACGACUGGGGAGAAUCACUAGACGAUUUUGGAGUCGACGUUGAUAUGGAAUAG